AUGGCAUUUGCAGGAAGUAAGCCCAAAGUUUGGCUCAAAUUGCAAGGAUGGAAAGGGAAUAAGUUCUCUCAAGAGGGUAGGGAAAUCCUCCUUAAAGCAGUAGCUCUGGCAAUUCCAUCUUAUGCCAUGAGUUGCUUCAAGACUCCAACAAUGCUUUGCUCUGAAAUUGAAAGUAUGAUGGCCGGAUAUUGGUGGGGUCAAAAGAAUAAGGAGAGAAAGGUUCAUUGGCUAAGUUGGAAGAAGAUUUGCAGUUCAAAAUUUGUGGGAGGCAUGGGGUUCAAGGAGCUAGAGAUUUUCAAUAUGGCCAUGUUGGCUAAACAAGCUUGCAAGUUAUUGCAGAAUAAGGAGAGCUUAUUCCACAAGAUGUAUACUGCUAGAUACUUUUCUGAUGGGAACCUUUUGACAGCAUCUCUUGGAGGAAAUCCCUCCUAUGCUUAG
This is a messenger RNA of Juglans microcarpa x Juglans regia, 438 nucleotides long. RefSeq lists its product as uncharacterized. The record is from RefSeq and is a predicted model, not a curated record. NCBI's taxonomy places the organism in Eukaryota, Viridiplantae, Streptophyta, Magnoliopsida, Fagales, Juglandaceae. The transcript has a single exon. Bases 1 to 438 code for a protein of 145 amino acids.